Messenger RNA from Cornus florida, 1045 nucleotides. Its product is annotated as histone deacetylase HDT1-like. NCBI's taxonomy places the organism in Eukaryota, Viridiplantae, Streptophyta, Magnoliopsida, Cornales, Cornaceae. The coding region runs from base 358 to 879 and encodes 173 amino acids. The transcript has 6 exons. The record is from RefSeq and is a predicted model, not a curated record.
GAGAAAGACGACCAUUGGAGUAUUAUUCAGAAACAUCCAAAUUCGUUUCCAUUUAGGCCUGUCGUUCCCAAGCCUUCGAGCUGGGAGACCCUUUAUGGCCAACCAACCAGGGUCUUAUUUGCCACAGCUCGGUUCCAGCUAAACUACUUCCAAGAGGCACGAUUGACCCACGAGAGAAAUUGAGUUUCCAAUAUGGCGGUGGCACUCGCUGUAUAUAUAUACACACUCCGUAUAAUGCUAGCUUUAGCCCCUCUCCUAAAACCCUAAUCACUCGUAGUUGUUACUGUACGGUACUGCUACUCUCUCCCCUAAACCCUAAUUUUUCCAGUGUUGAUCUCUGUCUCUCUCAGACCAACAAUGAAGUUCUGGGGUGUCGAAGUGAAAAGUGGAGAGACUAUUAAGGUGCAACCUGGUGAAGAGGUUUUGCAUCUUUCACAGGCUAGUCUCGAUGAGGUCAGUGGCAAAGGCAAAGGGAAUGAAUCGGUAUGCCUGUUUGUGAAUAUUGAUGGGCAGAGGCUUGUUCUCGGAACACUCUCUUCUGAGAAGUUGCCUCAGCAGUUAUUUGAUUUGGUGUUCGAAAAAGAUUUUGAGCUAUCCCACAACUGCAAAAAUGGCAGUGUCCACUUUUUAGGAUAUUUAACUCCUGAUUUGUCAACUGACGAUUCUGAUGAGGAUUCUGAGGAUUCAGGUUCUGAUUAUGAGAAUGCGAUAGAAGAGGCUGCUAAAAUUGUAAAAGCUGAGUCAAAAGCAAAGGAAGAAAAAUCUUUGAAGAUUGUGGAGCCUGGCACAGAUGAGAAACCUUAUGGAGAUGACGAAGACAGUAGCGAACAGGAAACAUCAUCCGAAUCGGACAGUGAAUCAGAGCAAGAUACAGAUUAGUUUAAUUUAGUUUGAAAUAGGGAGGAGGAACAUGGGAGUUAAUUAUUGGGGAAUGACCUGACCUGGUAAAAUGGAUUUUCACAUAUUCUUUUAUGGAAUGUUUUGUUUUAGAGAAACAAUUUAGUUCUUCAAUUAAUUUACCGUGAACAUAAUUAUAUUCUUUUCA